UGGAGCUUUGUUGGGACGAACCUGAAAGGUCUCAAGUCUGGGGGAACUGCUAGUUUUAAAGUGUUGACCCGCUCUUCCGUACUUCCGAGUCCCGAGAAACAACGCAAAAACCGCGCAUCUAGGGGUGAGAGUCGGUGGUUGGAUGUUCAUGGCCAUGACACAUUAAAUUACAGGUAUCCACACACACGGGUCUAACAAAUGAAGGAAAUAAUAGCAGCAGGGCCUGUAGUUACUGCACAAAUCCCUCAUCUGACGGACGCGGUGCUCGAAUUAUAAAUAUCCUACAAGUCACUGUGGACACCUUGAAAUCGGAAUAAUCAUACCUUUGAAAACCCUCAAGUCAUUCCCCCUUCUCUCCAAUUUUCAUUUCGAUAGAUCCUCUCUGCACAUGCUCGUACAUCAUGUCUCAUCGAUACAGCUUCAACGUUCAAAUGGGCUGCUCAGGUUGCUCCGAUGCCAUCCAGGAGGCUCUUGGCAAACUCAGCGGUUUGAAGUCGCUUGACAUCAGCCUCGAGAUGCAGACUGUUAUCAUCGUAGCCGAGCCUUCCCUUUCCUACGAAGCUGUCUUGACAGCCAUUCACAACAAAGGGAAAAACGUUCGGAGUGGUGAAGCGGAUGGUAUCCCUCAGGCGGUAUGAUUCAACAAUGGUUUGUUGUAUGAGGGAGAGCUGGCCUGACCCGCCAGAAGACCGGAAAGGCGGACGGCUCGCUGUUCACUAGGACAUUUAGUAGUCUGUCUAGCUUGGAUCUAAGUCGGCAUAGCUCAUGCUUUAUUAGAUCUCACUAGUGUAUAUCAAAAAAACAAGUGAAAGGCUUUCUAUGGAUAGACCUCAAUAUAUCUACUGUGUAAACUGAUGGGCAUUUGAUGAGGUAUAUAGCGCACCGAUAACAAUAAGGCGACGCUGGCAUCACCGCGGGCCUUUGCCAUCAUGGUUUGAGUUAAUCAUGAGGCAACUGACAACCAUGAUUUAAAACCAAAUAGCCGACAGUAUCGACACGCAACGACC
This is a messenger RNA of Aspergillus alliaceus, 1007 nucleotides long. RefSeq names its product heavy-metal-associated domain-containing protein. The record is from RefSeq and is a predicted model, not a curated record. Gene Ontology annotation, biological process: copper ion transport. Gene Ontology annotation, molecular function: copper chaperone activity; metal ion binding. NCBI's taxonomy places the organism in Eukaryota, Fungi, Ascomycota, Eurotiomycetes, Eurotiales, Aspergillaceae. The coding region runs from base 402 to 638 and encodes 78 amino acids. Gene Ontology annotation, cellular component: cytosol. The transcript has 2 exons.